Molecule: messenger RNA, 1290 nt
Organism: Nematolebias whitei (Rio pearlfish)
Lineage: Eukaryota; Metazoa; Chordata; Actinopteri; Cyprinodontiformes; Rivulidae
Exons: 3
Coding region: 44-883 (279 amino acids)
Molecular function (GO): serine hydrolase activity
Source: RefSeq, a predicted model, not a curated record
GAAGAAGAAGAAGAAGAAGCAGAAGAAGAAGACAAGCAGCAGCAUGUUGGCCAGGAUGGCCGUGAGCAGAGGCGUCACUGCACAUCGCCUGUGCAAGAACGUCACUUUUUACGGGAAUGAAUCAACAUCUCCAGGAGCAGGAGGCCAGACCUGCCAGGAUCCCAAACCUCUUCUGUUGAUGCUGCCGUGGCUGGGAUCCCGGCCCCAAGCUGUGGCCAAGUACUCUGAAGUCUACUUCCGCACUGGCUUUGACAUACUUGUUGUGGAGAGUGAGGUGAAAGAUUUUCUGUGGCCUCGCUGGGGUCUGGAUCGAGGGAAGUUGUUGCUGGAGUUGCUCCAGAGCGAACGCUUCAUGUCCCGCCCCCUGCUUGUUCAUGCCUUCUCCAUUGGUGGCUACACCUUCACUCAGCUGCUCGUCCAUCUGACUCAGGACCAACAGAAAUACCAGGCUGUGACGAAUAGGAUCAAAGGUCAAGUCUAUGACAGCUUGGUAGUGGGGUCACUGGAUCACAUGGCCAUAGGUCUGGGUAAAACGAUGCUCCCUCGCUGGGAUAUGCUGAUAAAACGGAUAAGCCUGCUGUACUUCAGCAUGUUUAAACGCCAGACGGUGGACUACUUUAACUCGAGCAUCGAGGUGUUUUGGAACACUCCAGUCACCGCUCCGUCGCUCUUCUUCUUUUGUGACAAUGAUCUGCUGAGCGACGCCCCGACUGUAGAGAAGCUGGUCGAUUACUGGCGGAAGCGAGGGAUGGACGUUACAGCAAAGAAGUGGGAGGUUUCAACCCACGCAGGACACCUAAAGAGACACCCACAGGAGUAUCUGAGCACCCUGGACACGUUCCUGCAGUCGCUCCAAAUCACCCCUCUGAAGGCGAAGAUGUAGGAUGGUAUCACAUCUCAUACAAUUAAAAUCAUCAGUUUUUUAUUUUAACCUUAACCAGUUGGUUAUCUAUAUGGAAAGUUAUUUUAACGUUUCAGGAACUGAUAAAAAACAUUUGUAGGUUAAUUACUUGAUGAAGCUUAACUAAGAUAAACUGGCCAGUAACAAAUUUAAAUUAGUCUUAAAAAAUGUACAUGCACGUAAUAUUCUGUUGCAUUUACUAAAAAAAAAAAAAAAUUCCCACGGUCAGCGUUUUCAGUGCUUGUGAGUAAACCGACACAGUUGGCUGCAUGUUACUGGUUUUUAGAGCCAGUCCAAACUGCUGCUGCCUUUUUGAAGAGCAAAAGAAGAAUAUGACAUGACAUUUCUAAAAAACUUAAGUCUGGUCCUCUGGACAUUAAAAAAAAACG